Microplitis demolitor is the source of this 2542-nucleotide messenger RNA. It is a transcript of the gene sw, whose product is annotated as cytoplasmic dynein 1 intermediate chain. Lineage: Eukaryota; Metazoa; Arthropoda; Insecta; Hymenoptera; Braconidae. Gene Ontology annotation, cellular component: cytoplasmic dynein complex. The record is from RefSeq and is a predicted model, not a curated record. Gene Ontology annotation, biological process: transport along microtubule. The coding region runs from base 179 to 2251 and encodes 690 amino acids. Gene Ontology annotation, molecular function: dynein light chain binding; dynein heavy chain binding. The transcript has 13 exons.
AGACCAGAGACCAGAGCAAAAAUGGAUAAUGGAUCUGCUGUUCGGGCGUAUCGAGUGAUAUAAAAUUUGAAAGAUUUACUUAAAUAAAAUUUAAAACAAACAAGUUGUUAAAAUUUUAUAAAUAUUCUAAUAGAGCAGUGACUUAAAAUUUUAUUAAAAAGGAAGAAAUAAAAUAAAUAUGAUGUCGGAUCGCAAAGCAGAGUUGGAAAGGAAGAAAGCAAAGCUACAGGCGAUCAGAGAGGAAAAGGAACGACGUCGCAGAGAAAAGGAGCAAAAAGAUGUUGAAGAAGCUACGGUACGAGCAGCUGGUACUGAUAAAGACCAUCGUAAAGAACUGGAUGCCAUGCUUUCAUCUCUGGGAGUUGCUCCAGUAUCUGAUGUGCUGUCUAGUCUUUCGAGUAUGAACUCAUUAGCUUCAGAUCAAAGUGCCAAUGCAACUCCUGAUGCUAGUAUUCAACCAUCAAGUAUCACUUCUCCACAGAGUGGGGCAAUUAAGAAGAAAUCAAAUCGGGAAUUAACAGUAGUAUCAGUUGCCCACACAAACAUUCCGCCAAAAGAGCCAGUAGUUUACAGCAAACAAACGCAGACAGCGCAAACGACACAGACCUCCCACGACGGAUACUUUGAGACUGACUGGUGGCGUCCCAGGAAAGGUGGGUCUGCACCAAACUACCUAUCUCAUGCAUUCGACUAUUACGACGAGUACAAUCUAAAUCCUGGUUUAGAGUGGGAGGACGAAUUCACAGCCGAGGAUGAGGAGAACAGCCUGCCGCAUAUCGACGGUUUUCAAAGCAAACUACCGCCCGGUAUCCUGCCUCAUGGUCUACCACAAGUCAAGGAAGUAUUGCCAGCGGUAACUCAAGACGAACAGCAAAAGGAACCUGAGAAACCUAGAGAAAUUCGUGAAUUAAGUGAAGAAGAAAAACAGAUGAUAAUAUUGUCGGAAGAUUUUCAACGUUUUCUUGAUAAAACAAGUCGAUUAGUUGAACGUGCACUUGCUGAAUCUGUUGAUAUUUAUACUGACUACACUGGUACUUUAGAUGGUGAAGAUGGAAUGGAUGAGAAAAGUCAUCAGCGUUUGUGGUUGAAUCGUUCAUUUUUCUGCGAUCGUUGGUCACGAAACCGUUGUGUCACUUCCAUGGACUGGUCGCCACAAUUUCCUGAACUGCUGGUGGCUUCUUACAACAGCAAUGAAGACGCGCCAAAUGAUCCCGAUGGAAUAUGUCUAGUUUGGAAUACCAAAUUCAAAAAGACAACACCUGAGUUUAUUUUUCACUGUCAGUCGGCAGUCAUGUCAACAACUUUCGCAAGAUUUCAUCCGAAUCUUAUCCUCGGCGGUACUUAUGCUGGUCAAAUUGUCUUAUGGGACAACAGGGUGCAGAAACGUACCCCCAUACAGCGGACACCACUUUCUGCUAGCGCUCAUACGCACCCAGUUUACUGUCUGAAUGUCGUGGGUACACAAAAUGCCCACAAUUUAAUAAGUAUUUCAACGGAUGGUAAAAUGUGCUCAUGGAGUCUUGAUAUGCUGUCGAUGCCACAAGAAUCAUUAGACCUUCAGGCCAAACAGUCUAAGCCUAUCGCUGUUACCAGUUUGGCAUUUCCAUACGGUGACGUUAAUAAUUUUAUUAUCGGCAGCGAAGAUGGCACCGUUUAUUCAGCUUGCCGUCACGGAAUAAGAGCCGGUGUAACAGAAACAUAUGAAGGCCAUCAAGGCCCGGUAACGGGAGUAAGCGCACACGCGGUACAAGGUGGCAUUGACUUCUCACAUCUGUUCCUUACCUCGUCCAUUGACUGGACAAUAAAACUGUGGAGCUUGAAAGAAAACAAACCACUGUACUCAUUCGAGCACAACGGCGAUUACGUUUAUGACGUCGCUUGGUCACCGACUCACCCCGCGCUCUUUGCGGCGGUCGACGAUUCCGGGAGAUUGGACUUGUGGAACCUUAAUCAGGACACCGAGGUACCGGCAGCAAGUGUCGUCGUCGAUGGAUGUCCUGCACUGAAUCGCGUCUCUUGGACUCCCAGCGGGCUGCAUGUUACUGUUGGAGACGACUCUGGUAAAAUCUGGGUCUACGAUGUAGCUGAAAAUUUGGCACAUCCCCGCGGCGAUGAAUGGAAUAAAUUCUUGUACACUCAGCAAGAUUUGAAGAACAACAAAGCUGAUGAUGAGCUGGACAAACUUAAUUUGAAUUCUGGGCCCUCUAGUUUAACCUCUCUGUCAUCGAUGUCCUCAGUACCCAUCAGAUAAAUCGAGUCAUAAAAUGAAUUGUAUUUUAAUAACUAAUUACAGUCAAAUUAAAAUAUUAUUUAAAUUAGCUUAAUUAUUGUAAGUGCUAAAAAUCUGUCGCUCAUUUAUUUUCAAUUAAUAUAGAAUAUAAAAUUGACUUAUUUGUAGUUUUAAUAAACUACGAAAAAUUAUAACAAUAUUAUCAAUUAAUUUAAUAUUAAUAUCUAUGCUUGUGUAAAUACAAAUAAUUUUAUUUAUGUUAAAUUUUUUUUACAUCAAAAUUUCACUGCUAAAUAAAUAAUAUACAUAAAU